Molecule: messenger RNA, 2932 nt
Organism: Cheilinus undulatus (humphead wrasse)
Lineage: Eukaryota; Metazoa; Chordata; Actinopteri; Labriformes; Labridae
Gene: ube2kb
Product: ubiquitin-conjugating enzyme E2Kb (UBC1 homolog, yeast)
Exons: 7
Coding region: 73-675 (200 amino acids)
Biological process (GO): protein polyubiquitination; proteasome-mediated ubiquitin-dependent protein catabolic process
Cellular component (GO): nucleus
Molecular function (GO): protein binding; ubiquitin conjugating enzyme activity
Source: RefSeq, a predicted model, not a curated record
CAGACGGGCAACAUAGGGACAGAGAGGCCCCGGGUCUAGCUUGAAGGCAGGAGCGUUUCAGCAGACACAGCCAUGGCUAACAUCGCGGUCCAAAGAAUCAAGCGGGAGUUCAAAGAAGUUGUCAAAAGCGAAGAGACAAGUAAAAACCAGAUAAAAGUAGACAUGGUGGAUGAAAACUUCACAGAACUGAGGGGGGAGAUUGCAGGUCCUCCAGAUACACCAUAUGAAGGUGGAAAAUAUCAGCUUGAAAUAAAAAUCCCAGAAACCUAUCCUUUUAACCCACCAAAGGUGCGUUUCAUCACUAAAAUCUGGCAUCCUAACAUCAGUUCUGUGACAGGAGCUAUAUGUCUGGACAUUUUAAAAGACCAGUGGGCAGCUGCUAUGACCCUCCGGACAGUGCUGUUGUCAUUACAGGCUCUUCUUGCUGCAGCAGAACCAGAUGAUCCACAGGACGCUGUUGUAGCAAACCAGUAUAAACAGAACCCAGAAAUGUUCAAACAGACUGCACGGCUGUGGUCACACGUGUAUGCAGGCGCUCCUGUAUCCAGUCCUGAUUACACAUGCAAAAUAGACAAACUCUGUGCCAUGGGCUUUGAUAAGAAUGCAGUAAUAGCAGCCUUGUCUUCAAAAUCUUGGGAUGUGGAAACGGCGACAGAGCUCCUGCUCAGCAACUGAAACCCAGCCAGGUGCGAGGAUCCUUCAUCAUAGCAUCAGCUCCCCUCGCUCCUUGGCACAUCCCACCAUUGCCUUUUGUUACGCAGACAACCCCACUCCCCCAUUCACCACAGCAGUCUGAGCCUUCUUUUCGAACAUGUUUGUUUGCUACAAACUCAAAAUCAGUAGCCCCACUAUCUUCAGUGAGCAUCACACCACCUUGUUGCCUGUCUGACCACAUCUGUCCGUUAUGAGUCUUUUUCUGCCACUAACUCAAACUGUGUAAAAGUCCAAUACAAACUCACGGUCAUCUGUCUUGUCUUCCAUGCCCUUCAGUCGUUUUUGCUCUGAAGCUUUUUUUCCUUAUUUCUCUAAUUUCUGUUCCUCAGUAUCACUGAAAAUCAAGUAACUGCCAUUGCCUGUUGGAUUUCCCAGGGUAGAAAUAUAAAGGACAUCCUGAAUAAUGUUCUCACAUGAAAUCACCAUUAACUCCGACAGUCAUUUGGAGCUUACAUGGACAUAAAAUACUACUAAGUUCUAGUAGGACAAAAUUGACACGACAGGAGGAGUGUGGUGGAUAAUAGCGAUUAGCUAAUUGUAGAGAUUUCACUCAGCUGCAGAGGGUCAGAUGUAAAGGUUUAAUUUUCCAUUCGUAGAAUCAAAGAUCACGCAUCGCCAUACAUCUGCAUACAUGCUCUGAAGGUAAAAUGUAUCUGUAAAUAGACGCGUGUACAUUUGAAAAUACAAUGGGGCUAUACCUUUUUUUCUUACAUAGCAUUGUAAAACAAAAUUAUUUUAAAUAUAAACUAUGCCUAGUUUACAAUUAUGAUGGAGAAAUAUCUUUUAAAUGCUUUUGUGAAUCCAGGAGAAAUCCCUCUAAAUAGUCAGUUUUUGUUUGCUUUGGUGAAAUUGGCGGGGGGGGGGGGGGCAGCCAAAUCCUGUUGCAAAAGGCGCAGGUGAUGGUUAGCUCAGGCUUAAGACGGUCAUUACAUGCUACCUUUUCUGCUCCACCAUAAUCCAGCCUUUUCUUGUGUCUUUUAUUUUCCUUGCAUGUUCUGCACUGCCUUUACUUUGUUUGGCCAAAUGAUGUGGUGAUGGGGUGUCUGUUAAGUUUAACUUCCCCUCAGACUCAUGGAGCUUGCAGGACUCUUUCCAAACAUUUGGAAAGAAAUGCCAGGAUCCUCUGCUCGGCAAGCCACUUUUUCUUUAAAGCACACCCAGUUUGGCUUCAUAUUUGUGGGGAACCAAAGCCUUUACUGUCGAUUAAGUAUGUUGCUGGAAAAUAUUCUCCUCUGCUCUGAACAGGAGAUAACCGACCUCAAGGAAGAAAUGAGCGAUACUGAAUGCCAUUGAUUUCGUGAUGCUGUGGUUUUGUUUUAACUUGUUUUUAGAACAAUUGUUUCCAUCCAUGUGCACACUAUUUUCAGCCACGGAUUAAGGAUUUGCUCUCAGCCCUGAUGUUGAUCAUGCGAAGGGGCUUCAUCACUAAUCAUGGAACCAGCCCAGCUGUUUUCAAUCAAACCUUUGGCCAUAUUUAGAGGUAUACAGGCGAUAUCCUAUAUAUCCAAACUUGCUUUACUACACAGCCAAAUAAAUUGCUCAUUGAGGUUGUCUGUGAAUGAUGUCUUAUGAGUAAAAAAAGAGGCUGGAACUCCUCUGUUAUUGUAUGAAGCAUAUAGCAGGCCUGCACAGUGUUUUCACAUAUUUUGAUUUGAGGUACAUGGACUGUAAAGAAACGCUCUGCAUAUGGAGAAGUGGGGUUUGGAUUAAUCCUCACACAUGGCCUUUUUCUUCUUUUUUUGGAAUCAAUCUUCCUUGUGCUUGCCCCCAGACUCAUUACAACACAGACAUUGUGCACCUUCUCCACUGAUGGUGUACUGCUUCCAGCCAAAGCCCCCUCCCCAACCCAGAAAAGCUCAUAGUCAGCAGUCCACACGGUCUCCUUUACCUGUAAAUACUCCGGUUCUUGACAGAACCCUCUUAUUAUCACUAGAGUGCACCAUUGAUGGCUGGAUCUAUAUUUUGUAAUAAAAGGAAAGGACAAAUAAAGGUAGAGAAGGCCCCCUCCCCGUCUUCCUGGUGUUGUAUGUACAAUAUUGCACGAUGACGAAGAAGCAUAAAAACAAGGGGCUGUUGCAUCUCGGUUUCUCCAUUUGGAUUGAGACUUGAUUUUUUUUUUCCUCUUUUGUUUCCUUGGAAGCAAGCAUCAGCAGUAUAAAAAGCAUGGUUAUUUAUUGUGACAGUGUCAUGUUUCUUUGAUUAAAAAAGUGGAAAAUUA